Molecule: messenger RNA, 2177 nt
Organism: Trachymyrmex cornetzi
Lineage: Eukaryota; Metazoa; Arthropoda; Insecta; Hymenoptera; Formicidae
Gene: Bap55
Product: Brahma associated protein 55kD
Exons: 6
Coding region: 180-1502 (440 amino acids)
Source: RefSeq, a predicted model, not a curated record
UGUCUAGACGGCGGUUUUGGAAGCGUCUUCCAAAUUGAGGUUAUGAUUAUACGUGAACCGCAAGGUUACAAAAAUAAAUGUUCAUGUAUAGUUGUCACAUGGGCAGAAUAGUCUUGCCAUUUCAUUGAGUUCUUUUUGUAAGAGAGUCAAAAAGAUUAGGAACUCACUGAUUUUCCAAAAUGUCGGGCGGUAUGUUGUAUGGUGGAGAUGAAAUAGGAGCGUUGGUUUUUGACUUGGGUCAUCAUUCCUUGAGAGUGGGCUAUGCUCAGGAAGAUACCCCAAAGGCAGAAAUUCCGGCUGUUGUCGGAAUAGGAGAAGACUCCAAUGGCACAGCCACUAAGGUUGAACCCAUGGAUAUCGAUGAUAAAAAGCCUGACAAUAAUAUUACGCAAAAUGGGACCAAAUAUUAUAUUGAUACCACCAUUCUUCAUGUUCCACGGAAGAAUACAGAGAUUGCGAGUUAUAUGAAAGAUGGUAUGAUUGAAGAUUGGGAUCAUUUUGAGAAGGUUUUAGAUUAUACAUAUUCAAAAAUAAUUCAGUCCGAUGCCGAAUAUCAUCCUGUAUUAUUUUCUGAAUCGCCAUGGAAUGUGCGUAGCAAAAGGGAAAAGUUGACUGAGCUAAUGUUUGAAAAAUAUAAUGUACCAGCUUAUUUUCUCGUGAAAAAUGCAGUUUUGGCUGCGUUUGCCAAUGGUAGAGCAACUGGUAUUGUCGUCGAUAGUGGUGCCACACAUACGUCUGCAGUACCUGUACAAGAUGGAUUUGUGUUGACACAAGCCAUUGGUAAAUCACCCCUUGGUGGAGACUACAUAAGUAUGCAGUGCAGACAGUUUUUACAAGAUAACGAUAUCGACUUGUCACCUCCUUAUAUGGUGGGUAGUAAAGAAGUAGUUAAAGAUCAUGAUAAACCACGAUGGAUUAAAAAGAAAGGUUUGCCUGAAGUUACCAAAUCUUGGCAUAAUUAUAUGGUAAAGAAGGUGGUUCAGGAUUUCCAAGCCACAGUUCUUCAGGUAUCAGAAACACCGUAUGACGAGAAGAUUGUUUCUACGAUUCCUGCAGUUCAGUAUGAAUUCCCGACUGGCUAUCAUCAGGAUUUUGGAAGUGAGAGAUUUCGAAUACCAGAGGCAUUAUUUGAUCCUAGUAUAGUACAAAUGCGUGGAGGUAUGGUUGGUAAUACUAUGUUGGGAGUAGGGCAUAUCGUCACAACCAGUGUUGGCAUGUGCGACGUUGAUGUACGACCAGCGCUAUACGGAAGUGUUGUAGUAACUGGUGGCAAUUCAUUUAUUCAGGGUUUCCCAGAACGUUUGAAUAGAGAUUUAUCUAUGAGAAUACCCUCUAGCAUGCGUCUUAAAUUGAUCAGUGCAAACGGAUGUGCAGAAAGAAGAUUUGGAGCAUGGAUUGGUGGUUCGAUAUUAGCGUCGAUUGGUACUUUCCAGCAAAUGUGGAUCUCCAGUCAGGAAUAUGAAGAAAGCGGAAAAAGUCAAGUAGAAAGGAAAUGUCCUUAAAACAUGAUAACUCUUUGUAUGUUUUCAUCGUAUUAGUGUCAGUGUUUGUAUAAACAUCGUCCGGAGAGUGAGUACAACUUUUGAAAGAGGGAACUCUACAUUCUAUAUUAAUUUGUAUCAUUUAAUACAAAUUAUGAUGCAUAAAGCACGUUAGACUAAAGUACUUUUAAAUAACAUCUUUUUAUAACGUAUCAUGAUGACAAAUAUAUUCGUGACGAUAUGGAAUUAAAUAUCUGCUAGUAUAUAUAUGGAUAAACGUAUUCUAACUGUAAAUUACACAUUGUUCCAAAUUAUAUUAUAAACAGAUGACAUAGAAGAAAAUCGAUUUUUAUUUAUUACUGAUAUGUGCUGCGUGCACAAAUGACGAAGUUUUGUAAAUCAUAAUAAGAUUUUUUUAUAAAAAAAAUUCACAUGCCAUAGCAAAUUGUCAUGGAAAUAAAUUUGUUGUUUUUUCGAUUUCACACGUUCUUGCAUUUGCACAAUGUCCUCGGUCUUGUUUCACUACCAAUAAUGUCAUAUGCAUCAUAUUGGAAUUGUAAGUGUCCAACCCCACUUGUAGCAAAUGUCGCUACGAGAGCGAGAUGGAGUAUACGUUCACCUGGAAGCUAUAAUUAUCCUUUGUGACAUAUACAUGUAUUGUAUGGAAAUAAUAAAUAAGUAUAAGGUACAAAAGUA